This is a messenger RNA of Mugil cephalus (flathead mullet), 3814 nucleotides long. RefSeq names its product calcium/calmodulin-dependent protein kinase type 1D-like. The transcript is spliced from 11 exons. The record is from RefSeq and is a predicted model, not a curated record. Gene Ontology annotation, molecular function: calcium/calmodulin-dependent protein kinase activity; ATP binding; calmodulin binding. Gene Ontology annotation, biological process: peptidyl-serine phosphorylation. NCBI's taxonomy places the organism in Eukaryota, Metazoa, Chordata, Actinopteri, Mugiliformes, Mugilidae. Gene Ontology annotation, cellular component: intracellular anatomical structure; cytoplasm. The coding region runs from base 619 to 1851 and encodes 410 amino acids.
CGCCGAUGAUUUGGUGCAAUGCGAACACUUAGGUCUGAGCGUGUGUGCGCCGCUAUCGGAUAGAAAGAUAGAUGGAUAGAUAGGCGGGAGCAGCCAGCAGCCUCCCACUCCUCCUAUUGCUAUAACAACCACAGGGCGGUCGGUGUGACUCGAUGGCACGGCAGCACGGAUGAGACUGCCAAGUGUCAUCCCGACCUCUCUGCGCACCGCAUCGCCGCUUGACACUGACUGAAUCCCGGCCAAAAGGAGAAGAAGGAGGAGGAGGAGGAGGGAGAGAAGUCUGUGUUUCCCCCCCGUCACAGUGAUCUGAACAGCGGGGACGCUCGGAGCUUGGGAUCCGCUACGUCAAAGAGAUUAGUCAAAUAACCUCUCGGGGUAGGACAGACCUCCCUCCCUCUGGGCUUGCCUGGCUGCAUGCAUGGGCUCAGCGGCAACAUAGACCGCGCCGACAAAUAGCCAGGAAGCCCCAAGGAGAACCAGAGAAGUACUUUUCUUUUCUUUUCUUUUUCUUUUUUUUUUUUUUUUGAAAAAAGAAAAAAAAAAUUCUGGCUGGCUGAGACAGCUGUGGUGAUCCUCCAAGCAGCGUCUCUUCCUCUCCUCCCCCCACCCCUGUGCGAAAUGGCGAAAGAAAACGGCGAGUCCAGCGAUGGAUCUUGGAAGAAGCACGUCGAUGAUAUCAAGAAGAUAUUUGACUUCAAGGAAGUCCUUGGGACCGGUGCGUUUUCCGAAGUGGUGAUGGCUCGGGAGAAUGCCACGGGGAAGAUGGUCGCGAUCAAGUGCAUCCCGAAAAAGGCGCUCAAGGGGAAGGAGACGAGCAUCGAGAACGAGAUCGCCGUCCUGAGGAAGAUCAAGCACGAGAACAUAGUGGCCCUGGAAGACAUCUACGAGAGCUCCAACCACCUGUACCUCAUAAUGCAGCUGGUGUCUGGAGGUGAGCUGUUUGACCGCAUCGUUGAGAAGGGCUUCUACACAGAGAUGGACGCCAGUCGGCUCAUUCGUCAGGUUUUAGACGCCGUCAACUACCUACACUCCAUGGGCAUCGUGCACAGAGACCUAAAGCCCGAGAACCUGCUGUACUUCAGUCCUCACGAUGAGUCAAAGAUCAUGAUCAGUGACUUUGGCCUGUCGAAGAUGGAGGGGACGGGGGGCGUGAUGGCCACCGCCUGUGGGACUCCCGGUUACGUAGCUCCUGAGGUUUUGGCACAGAAGCCGUACAGUAAAGCCGUGGAUUGCUGGUCCAUUGGGGUCAUCGCUUAUAUUCUGCUGUGCGGUUACCCUCCGUUUUACGACGAGAAUGAUUCAAAGCUGUUCGAGCAGAUUCUCAAGGCCGACUAUGAGUUUGACGCGCCGUACUGGGAUGACAUAUCAGACUCUGCCAAAGACUUCAUCAGCUGUCUAAUGGAGAAGGAUCCAGAGAAGAGAUUCACAUGUGACCAGGCUCUCGAGCACCCCUGGAUUGCCGGAGACACGGCUCUCUGCAAGAACAUACACGAAUCAGUCAGCCGGCAGAUGCGCAAAAACUUUGCCAAAAGCAAAUGGAGGCAAGCCUUUAAUGCGACGGCUGUGAUCCGCCACAUGAGGCGCCUGCAGCUGGGCACCAGCUUUGGCAGCAGCAUCCACAACUCCAGCUCCAACCCUCAGAGCCGAGCUCCAGCCAAGAGCCAGUCUGUGGACUGUGCCCCGCUCUCCCUGGUGGACUGUCCUCCCAUAGCUCCUUUGCCGUCCGCCGUUAAAGUGUACAAUCAGGGCUCCGACGCCUCCCCUCCCUUACGAGAGGAGCCCCCGUUGGUGGCUGAGCCCCCGCGGCCCCGACCCUCCACCGUCACCGUGAUCCACACUGGGACUAAAUGACGCCAGGUUCCGCGGGAGGUGAGCUGGGAGACCACGGAGCUCUGAGACCGGGGGGUGGGAGAGAAACCGCCCCUGGCUUGGUGAUUCAGCGUCGUCGCCCAGUUUGCCCAUCCCGCCGCCUCCCAUCUGUUUCUGCUAAGCACGGGAGGAAUUUGAGGAGCCCUGUCUCGGCUCCAUUUACCAUGGCUCAGCACGGCACACACACACACACACACACACACACACACCCUCUCUCCCAUGCUUCCCUUCUCACCACCAAGUAUGACCUGGAAGUACAGAGGGGGAGAGACUCACCUCAUGUUGCUAUUGUGGAGGCCAUGUUCAGUCCCGAUCUCGGUCGUCUGGCAGACAAACAGACGCAUGGUCUGGGAAGUGCCACACUAAAGAAAACUCUUUACUGAAGCUGCUGUCAUUUCUGACUCUGAGUAAGAGUCGUUUUUUUUUUUUUUUUUUUUUUUUUGACGGGACGUUCCACUGUUUGCCUUGUAUAAAUUAUCCUGCCUGGAACUGUUGAGUGGAGUCGUGUUAUGCAAGUGAAUUGUAAGCUUCAAGUUUCGGUAAAUAAUCGUGACAUCAUCUGCACUCUGAACUUCUCGUUGUUUUUUUUUUUUUGUUUUUUUUUCGACAGCCCUCGUUAAUUUGCUGUGGUAUUUGCUGCAGUGGCUCACGGCAUCCCAACAGUAUGACAGCACGUGUACGUGUCUUUGCUUUUAAGUGUGUGGAAAUGCGCUUCAGUCGCGGCUGUGAUCGAUCGAGAGGGCCGGUGCGUUGCACUAAUGUGUUGGAAUAUUUAUUUUCUUACAUUAUAAUACGACUUUUGUAAGAAGACCGCUCGCAGGAUAGCGUACAUGUGUCCGUUAGACUGGACUGAAAGGUUGUCAGCUGAAUGAUGUACAGUAUCUUAAUAGUUUCUCGCUUUGUAAUCGCUGUAUUGUUUGAUGACUUUAUUUUUGACUGUGAAGUCCUCCUCGACCACAGGAGGGCAACCACGGCUCGUCUCUUUGUGACCAGUUCUCAGGGAUGUGAACAUGAAGCCAACCAAACCCGUCUCAGAGCAGAUCACACGCUGCUGUUUUGGAACGAGGACGGCGGCGUCGUUGAAAAGCAAAACCUCCGCAUGCGGUAUAUUUACUCUGAUGUGCCACUGGGAGAGUUUUCCAGACGUUUCCUUUCUUCAAAGUCAUUGGCAGUGUGAGAAUGAUGAGUAACUCAACUCACACCGGAUGGAUUGUUUUCCCUUUAAAUUAUAUUUUGGAUGUAAACAAAGUGUUCACUGGUGAAGUGUGCAUUCAUGUCUGUGAAAAUGAAGAAAAAAGAAAAAAAAGACAAAUGACAGAUGAAUGCCGAUGUAUCCUGGUUAAUAUUGCAGAGUCAAAUCGGUGGUGUACAGUCCGGUAGUUGAAAAUAUCAUGCUCUGCUGCUUCCGCUCAUGAAGUGGCUGGUCUGAAAACGGCUCGCUCACUCUGUGUUUAAUCACUGUGCUUUCAUACCAGCCUGUUGAAUUUAGCAGAAAGACUCUUUCUCCUGCUCUCUCCCGCUCGCUGUCUGCAGACCUUCACACAGAGAAGAGAAGGGAUUUUGUCUUAUUUGUAUUUUCUCUGUGGUACCUCUACUUAAUUUUAAUCACUCAAAAUGAACAGGGGGGGAAAAAAACAAAAGAUACACUCCUAAAAAACAAAAAAAAAAAACAAAAGGGACCCUAGUGUCGAGGGUUUUGUCAUUAGAGUUACCUAUAAAUGAAUAUCCAAAUGGACUACUUCUUCUUACUGUAAAUACAAAAUUCAACAACAUUUGCCUGGGUCUUGAGUGUUUAUUUUUGUCUUCCCUAUACCCCCCCUCCCAAAAAAUAAAAAAACUAAUUAAAUAUGAAGAAAGCCCCUCAGUAUGCAUGUAUUACAUAUUGUUGCAGAAAUGUAAUUUGGAGUUGUAGAGAUUUAUGUAUUAAAAAGGAGGCUUGUUUGCA